AUGGAUGCCUCGGUGCGCGCUCGUUUAGAAAGGCUGGCACGGAUAAUGGAUCCUUACCGUGACACACCGCGUCGCAUCCCUGCAACUGCUGUCAGGGACGAUGCACCGAGCCCCGACAGUCCACCUUCUCCAGGCGAAGGAGACGACGUGCGUUGGUGUUUUUGUGGGCACUGCUUGCCAAGCACGAAUGCAGAAGAAAAUGUGUGCUGCCGUGUGGUGCCGGAAGUUGUUGCCAAGGGCAACGACGACUGCAUCACGCGUCAUGCGGACUUUUCAAGCGUGUGCCUGAAUGCUGCGGUUCUCGAGGCGAUGUUUUACAUCCUGGCAGACUUCGACGUUCAGAUGGAUGCGGAGCUCCACAAGAAGUACCGCUUCGUCGCGUACCGGCUAUUCACGAAAUGGCUGUGGAAGCGACUUGGCCGCCACAACAGGGUCGUUCCGCCUGCAUGUGUUGUAGCCAGGAUCAGGCACGAGUAUCCCUCGGCGACAUACGUCGGCUUUCAACACCCCCAUUUGGACUAG
This is a messenger RNA of Rhipicephalus sanguineus (brown dog tick), 522 nucleotides long. Its product is annotated as P2X purinoceptor 7. The record is from RefSeq and is a predicted model, not a curated record. The transcript has 3 exons. Lineage: Eukaryota; Metazoa; Arthropoda; Arachnida; Ixodida; Ixodidae. The coding region runs from base 1 to 522 and encodes 173 amino acids.